Molecule: messenger RNA, 2124 nt
Organism: Dermacentor andersoni
Lineage: Eukaryota; Metazoa; Arthropoda; Arachnida; Ixodida; Ixodidae
Source: RefSeq, a predicted model, not a curated record
CGCCGUGAUAAGACGGCAAUAAAAUAACAGCGUAUACCACUGGUGGCUGUCGUGACAACGCUGAUAGCGCGAUACGACUAGUGUUGACUUUGGAAGCUCGACGUGGACUUUUUCGUAUCACACUUUGUUCUCGCCGUGCUGUCAACGCAUCCGCCUUUGCAAGCAAACCACUGGCAGACAUGAGUUACGGAUACCCUCAGGCGCAUCACCAGUACCAACCACCGCCGCCACCCGGAUUUGCGCCUCCACAGCAGGCGCCGCCCCCCGCCUACCCCGGUUACCCGCAACCGUCGCCGGCACCCGUAGCGGAGCCCUACUUCGCAGCGUCGGCGCCAGUGGGCGACACGUACCAACCACCGCCGCCUCCCGGCCCCCAGCACUUGUACCCAACGCAGCAGCAGGCUGGCGGUUACUACGUGCCGCCUGCGCAGCCAACGACGGUGAUUGUGAAGGAGAAAGAGGACAGUUAUGCCAAGGACUGCUGCUUGUGUGCCCUGUGCAUGGGUUUGUGCUGCCUGUGCUGCCAGGACUGAGGCUGGAAGCACUCCGUGCACACACGCGUUUUACCACUGCGCGGUUUACAGGAAAUUGCGACCCGGUCUUCAAUUUUUCAAGAUGACGGCGGCGUUCGCAAAGUAAUCGUAUCUUUAACGUACGGCACUUGCGAAGGGCAAGAUGCUCAGAGAGCGCACUUGACACCUGACACUUCCAAAAAGAAAGAAAGAAAGAAAGAAAGAAAGAAAGAAAGGAAGAAAGGAAGAAAGAAAGGAAGUAAUUAUACACCGUGCGCUGGCUUCAAAGCGAAUCAACAAAAAACAGGCCACAGAUACACAAAGCUUUUCAGGAGCGCGUUCGUAAGAAAUGAGGAUAGGCAUCUGUGAUAGCAAAGGAAAUGAUAAUUAUAAGGCGUUGGUAAAGAACAAAGAGUUAUUAUCAAAUCUGCAACCCCCUUGUGUAUACUCUCUAACACUGUCUUUGGACUAUAGUAUAGCGCUUCUUCAAUCACCUAAUUUUUGCGUGCUUACAGACACCUUUGUAAUCGUGUUGUCCACUAAUGAAGAGGCGCUGACAAUUGCCGCUGCGUUGUCAUCUGUCUUCGUCCCUCUGGAAUGUAGUAAGAGAUUGCCCCAGAGGGAAAUGCGCUUUCUUCCUAGUGCGCUUGCCGCCCUCAAUUCCUGACCCCGGAAGGCACGUAGCCAGGAUUCCUGACCGGAGGCUGUGGGAGACGGCCAGGCAACAGUCAGAGGCGUGUGGGUAUGUUGCGUUCCUCGAUAAUUUAUUGCACCAGAGGCAGUGGCGUAACUAGGGGGAAGAGGGGGUGCAAGGUCUGAUCGGGCUUCAUCACCCCUCCCCCGAAUUUUUCCAGGUCGCUGGCCUGCUUCCUUUUAUGUCUGGCAUGUCGCCUAUAAACAAAGGCUUCUUCGAACGCCCGCCCCAGACAAGUACAGAAUGGUACACGCCUUCAGGCAGACCAAGGGCUUGCUCAAGGUAAUAGUUGUAUUAUUAUGCACCAAGCAUGGGAAACUUAUCUCUGCGCCCCCCCCCCCCAUAAAUGCAACUUUAUACCCCCCCCCCUCCCCGCCAAAAAAAAAAAAAAAAAAAAGAUCCUGGCUACGCGCCUGAUCCGAGGGUCCUGUUAUCAGUUCGCUGACUGAGAAAAAUUGAGACCGAGUGUGAAGAAUCGUUUUGGUUUAGUCUAUUUCAAGGCAAUUCCGGGUGAUUCGCUGUCGGCAAUCUUGAUUUUCGGCGAAAUGCAUAAAGCCGUGGAUCCUCCAUGAAGUUACGCUGAAAGAUGCAAGAAAAAGUCGUGAUUAGUUCCAUUUAAAGAGAAUGAAUCAUGGCGUCUGCAAAUUGAACAGUCGAAGAGAUGGAAACGCAAGAAGUAUGAUAAGAAAGAUGCAAAUUUAUAGGUCGGAAUUGAUGCGGAAAAGCAGAACCUCAGGCGAACGUCACUUCUGCUCAAUACCGUAGUCGAGGCAUCAAACGAAAGGAGAACCUGAACUGUCAAGUCCAUGACCAAAUCUGCGAAGUUGUAUUCAAUAUAUUCUUCCUAAAGGAGUGUUGGUACGACCAUUCCGACUUGUAUUUUUUUUUUCUUUGCGUCGAAUAAAGGUUUCAACUAGA